This is a messenger RNA of Eremomyces bilateralis CBS 781.70, 482 nucleotides long. RefSeq lists its product as uncharacterized. NCBI's taxonomy places the organism in Eukaryota, Fungi, Ascomycota, Dothideomycetes, Eremomycetales, Eremomycetaceae. The coding region runs from base 133 to 378 and encodes 81 amino acids. The record is from RefSeq and is a predicted model, not a curated record. The transcript has 2 exons.
AGUUUGAGACUGGCUCUCCAGCGUAUAAAUCCCUUGAAACCAUGCUCCUGGUCGCACAGGGUCGGUUCGUGAAGGAGGCGGACGGUGGGAUUACGGUGGAGUACCGAGUCAGCAAGGUCCUAGCUGGUUAAGAUGGCAGCCGAGAGAAUUGAAUGGUUGCGGAUCUCGUUCCUUUACGGAUCUGGAGGAGUGGAUCAAGGAUCAACCAUUAAUCUAUUUACUAUUAUGAAGCGAAGUGAUCAAGCAAUUGCAGAUCCGAAGAUCCUCUGGGCGUUGUUUCUUAUUUUCCCACAUCCGACGCCCGUUCCGGGGAUGACGGUUGACAUCAUCCCGGUCAGAGAAUCCGCCGGUGUGGCUAGUGCAACACAAUGUGGCUAGUACUCUGCAUGGCUCUGUUGAUCCAUUGGAUACGUGUGGCUGACUAAGCGGAAUACUUUCACGGUAAAAGUGGGGCAUCUACGUAACUGAAUCUCCUUCCCCAG